Molecule: messenger RNA, 2526 nt
Organism: Pundamilia nyererei
Lineage: Eukaryota; Metazoa; Chordata; Actinopteri; Cichliformes; Cichlidae
Product: protein NLRC3-like
Exons: 9
Coding region: 1-2526 (841 amino acids)
Molecular function (GO): protein binding
Source: RefSeq, a predicted model, not a curated record
AUGUUCUCUGUUCACCAUCUGGGGCGGGGGCUGGGAGGAGGAGAUGGCCAUCUGGGACUGUCUGGGGGCAGUCUGCUCAUCUCCACCCAAGAAAUUAACCAGGACACAUCAGAUCAAUCUGAGCACAAAAAUCACCUGGACUCCGUGUUUAUGCUCCUUGAGAAAAAAAUUGUCACAUUUAUGAAAAAUGAGCUAAAGGAGUUCAGGAGAUUUCUGAGUCAGAGCCUGGAUGAUGAUGAGACAGUGAUGUAUGAGGAUAAAGAGAAGAGAAGCAGCAGGGAGGCAUUUCUGAAGAUCACACUUCACUUUCUGGGGAGAAUGAAUGAGGAGGAGCUGGCUCACCGUCUUCAAAGCAGAACUCAUGCUGAAGUUGGCAAACGUAAACUAAAAUCCAAGUUGAAAAAGAAGUUCCAACAGAUUGAAACAGCAAAUAGGAAACCACACAGACCAGAAACAACAAUCAGACAAGAAGACAUCUUUAAAGCCUCACCUGGAAGAGAUGAAUCAAUCAGAACAGUGCUGACAAAGGGAGUGGCUGGCAUUGGGAAAACAGUCUUAACACAGAAAUACACCCUGGACUGGGCUGAAGACAAAGCCAACCAGGACAUCCAGUUCAUAUUUCCAUUCACUUUCAGAGAGCUGAAUGUGCUGAAAGAGGAGAAGUUCAGCUUGGUGGGACUUGUUCAUCACUUCUUUACUGAAACCAAAGAAGCAGGAAUCUGCAGCUUUGAAGACUUCCAGGUUGUGUUCAUCUUUGAUGGUCUGGAUGAGUGUCGACUUCCUCUGGACUUCCACAAAACUACAAUCCUAACUGACCCUAGAAAGUCCACCUCAGUGGAUGUGCUGCUGAUAAACCUCAUCAGGGGGAAACUGCUUCCCUCUGCUCGCCUCUGGAUAACCACACGACCUGCAGCAGCCAAUCAGAUCCCUUCUAACUGUGUUGACAUGGUGACAGAGGUCAGAGGGUUCACUGACCAACAGAAGGAGGAGUACUUCAGGAAGAGAUUCACAGAUAAGAAACAGGCCAGCAGGAUCAUCUCCCACAUCAAGACAUCACGAAGCCUCCACAUCAUGUGCCACAUCCCAGUCUUCUGCUGGAUCACUGCUACAGUUCUGGAGGAUGUGCUGAAAACCAGAGAGGGAGGACAGCUGCCCAAGACCCUGACUGAGAUGUACACCCACUUCCUGGUGGUUCAAACAAAAACGGCAAUUGUCAAAUAUGAUGGAAAACGUGAAACACAUCCAAUCUGGAUUAAGAAGAGCAGGACGAUGAUUGAGUCUCUGGGAAAACUGGCUUUUGAUCAGCUGCAGAAAGGAAACCUGAUCUUCUAUGAAUCAGACCUGACAGAGUGUGGCAUCGAUAUCAGAGCAGCCUCAGUGUACUCAGGAGUGUUCACACAGAUCUUUAAAGAAGAGAGAGGACUGUACCAGGACAAGGUGUUCUGCUUCAUCCAUCUGAGUGUUCAGGAGUUUCUGGCUGCUCUUCAUGUCCAUCUGACCUUCAUCAACUCUGGACUCAAUCUGCUGGAAGAUCAACAAGCAAAUUUCAACAAUAUCGCUGUAUUUAAAGACAUACCUAAGCUGAAACAUCUUUACCAGAGUGCUGUGGAUAAGGCCUUAGAGAGUCCAAAUGGACACCUGGACUUGUUUCUCCGCUUCCUCCUGGGUUUUUCAGUGGAGACCAAUCAGACUCUCCUACAAGGCCUUCUGACACAGACAGGAAGUAACCCAUCAACCAGACAUAAAACUGUUGAAUUUAUCACCAAGAAGAUCGGAGGAACUCUGUCUGCAGAGAAAAGCAUCAAUCUGUUCCACUGUCUGAUUGAACUGAAUGAUCGUUCUUUAAUGAAGGGCAUCCAAAACUCUCUGGUUUUAGGACGUCUGUCCACAGAUAAACUGUCUCCUGCUCAGUGGUCAGCUCUGGUCUUCAUCUUACUGUCAUCAGAAAAAGAUCUGGAUGUGUUUGACCUGAAGAAAUACUCUGCAUCAGAGGAGGCUCUUCUGAGGCUGCUGCCAGUGGUGAAAGCCACAAACAAAGCUCUGCUGUGUGACUGUAAUUUGACAGAGAACAGUUGUGAAGCUCUGUCCUCAGUUCUCAGCUCUCAGUCAUCUAGGCUGAGAGAACUGGACCUGAGUAACAACAACCUAAAGGAUUCUGGGGUGAUGCUGUUGGCUGCUGGAGUAAAGAGUCCACACUGCAGGGUGGAAUCUCUCAGGCUAUCAGGUUGUCUAAUCACAGAGGAAGGUUGUGCUUCUCUAGCUUCAGCACUGAGCUCAAACCCCUCCUAUUUGAGAGAGCUGGAUCUGCGUAAUAAUAGCCUGCAGGACUCAGGAGUGAAUUUGCUGCUUGCAGGAUUGAAGGAUCCAUAUUGGAGGCUUGAUAUUCUCAGAGUGGACAGUGGUGGAGAGUGGAAGUGGAUUUACACGUCGCCCUUGUUGAUGGCCUCAUCUGCUUGCAGCUUUGACUUUAUGCGCAUCAGCUGGUCCAAAUGGUCCACCUCAAGACGAUUCUGGAUGCUGUUUUGA